Messenger RNA from Penicillium cataractarum, 720 nucleotides. Its product is annotated as Mpv17/PMP22 family protein. Gene Ontology annotation, cellular component: membrane; cytoplasm. Bases 1 to 720 code for a protein of 239 amino acids. The transcript has 4 exons. Lineage: Eukaryota; Fungi; Ascomycota; Eurotiomycetes; Eurotiales; Aspergillaceae. The record is from RefSeq and is a predicted model, not a curated record.
AUGUCGGUCAAGUUCCAAGAAGAGACCCUCCGCACCGUCACGGGCGGCAAGCCCGAGGACCUCGCGCAUGCCGUCGGUGAGCGAUUGACCGGUGGAAAGACCCAGACCGGCUAUCUCCAGGCCUACCUCAAGCAGCUGCAGCACAACCCGCUGCGCACCAAGAUGCUCACCUCCGGUGUGCUCUCCGGUCUGCAGGAGCUGUUGGCCUCGUGGCUCGCCCACGAUGUCGGCAAGCACGGCCACUACUUCAGCUCGCGCAUCCCUAAGAUGUCGCUGUACGGCAUGUUCAUUGCCGCGCCCCUGGGCCACGUCCUUAUCGGAAUCCUCCAGAAGAUCUUCGCUGGUCGCACCAGCUUGAAGGCCAAGAUCCUCCAGAUCCUCGUCAGCAACUUGAUUGUCUCCCCCAUCCAGAACAGCGUCUACCUGACCUCGAUGGCUAUCAUCGCUGGCGCGCGCACCUUCCACCAGGUUCGCGCUACCGUCAAGGCGGGCUUCCUGCCCGUCAUGAAGGUCAGCUGGAUCACCUCCCCGCUGGCUCUGGCCUUUGCCCAGAAGUUCCUGCCCGAGCACACCUGGGUGCCCUUCUUCAACAUCAUCGGUUUCUUCAUCGGAACCUAUGUCAACACCCACACCAAGAAGAAGCGUCUCGAAGCUCUGCGCAAGCGCUACGACCAGCGCCGCGGCCCUGGUGGCGAGUACGAGAAGCGCGACUAUCCUUAA